Uloborus diversus is the source of this 1371-nucleotide messenger RNA. RefSeq names its product clarin-3-like. The transcript is spliced from 3 exons. Bases 314 to 1033 code for a protein of 239 amino acids. Lineage: Eukaryota; Metazoa; Arthropoda; Arachnida; Araneae; Uloboridae. The record is from RefSeq and is a predicted model, not a curated record.
UGUGCCGAAGGCGAAUUGUGUUGGUUGGAUGUGUGUUUGUAAUUGAAUGUUUUAAAUAUUCCUUGAUGUGUCAUGGAGCUUCGGAUGAAACUUCAAUUUCGUACCCUUUUAGUGCUCAAAUAAAUUAGUCAGAUGUUUAGGUUAGUGAAAUGAUUUUCCCAUGGCUAAUAAAUGUCCUGAACUCAUAUCGUUUGAAAAAGUUUGUGUCGCUUAUGUUGAUACUUUGCGAAACUCAAUCAACAGGUUACCGUUAGGCAUGACAAUUAAAAUUCUUUUGUUUGUGUUGUGAGUGUCAGUGAUCAAGGUUUUAAAAAUGCGUGCGGAUAUGACAAAACGUGUUCUUACAUUUUGUACAUUUUUUAUAUGUUGUGGGUGCCUAGCACUUUUAUCGGCGUCCUUUGCAACGCAACAAUGGAUAGUUGCUAAACCUUUAAAGGUUGGAUUACCGCCAAGCAUAAGCAACGCAACUGCUGGUGAUAGUAAUAAAUUUCGUGGAGAACUGCAUUUUGGACUUUUUGAAGGCUCAAAAACAUUAAACCAUGGCUUCGGCGACAGAAAAACUCAUAUAUGGGUUCAACAAGAAAUGGUGAAAAAUCCUCAGCUUUUUUUGUUCAGUUUAUGGCUGUUAACUAUUAUGGGACUUGCUUUAGCCAUGUUGUUUGCCUUAAUAAGUGCUGUGUUUGCUGUCAUUAACACAGUUGUUACUCCAGUUGAAGUGAUUACUGGAAUUGCUGGUCUAUACCUGUGGAAUGGUAUAGGAGCUCUCUUCUCUGCAUUAAGUGUCCUUAGCUGGGUUGCACAAUAUUUUGCUAAGCUGAAGGCAAAUGUCAUGACUAAAGAUGAAUUAGAUCAACAAUGGACUUCUGAAGAUAAGGCAUGGCUGGGAUAUAGUUUCUGGUUUGCUGUUGUUUGUUUUAUUUUAUUUCUUAUCAACAUUAUUAUAACGUCAUUGGCUAUGAGACAGCCUUGGGAAAGAAGAAAGCCUAAGCUUACUAUGAAUAAAAACCCGGAAGGUGUUAUUAUGUUAUACUGAUGUUCCUUUCUCUGCUUUUUGUGUAAAUAUUGUUCGUUUUAACAGUUUACAUUUGUGACAUUUACCUUAUAUAAGGGGGAGUUGUUGUGAUAGUAUAUAAAUCUCACCUUGUGUAUAGUAAAUGUGCUGACAUUGUGCCUUUUGUUGUUGUUAUAUUGAUGCCAGAUCUUAUAACUUGAAAUUUUGAUGCUUUUGUGAUUUGGUGCUUGUAGAAAAUUGUGUAUCACUUUUUAAUAAAAUAGAAUUUUCCAAAAGCUUUUCACAAAGAUUAAAGAGUGCCUACAUUAAUAAACUGCAUGAGAUUGAUUUUCAGUUUUAUCAUUGAUAUGUCUUUCCUA